Molecule: messenger RNA, 351 nt
Organism: Meloidogyne enterolobii
Lineage: Eukaryota; Metazoa; Nematoda; Chromadorea; Rhabditida; Meloidogynidae
Source: the annotation of a GenBank genome assembly
AUGGAAUUAUUAUUAUUUAACCACCAAGAAUACGAACGUCUUUAUAAUUGUACUAAUCUCGUAAUUGAUUCAAUUCCGAUAGAAAAACGUCGUUUAACACUAUUAGCUUUAAUUAAUUUAAUUUUGGGAAUAAUAUAUUUUCUGCUUUAUUUGCCCUGUUUGUUUUCUAUUUGGAAACAGCAUUGGAAGAAUGAUUGUUAUACAAUACUUUUAUUUAUUGGGAUUGUUGAUAUAGUUGGAUUGAUUAUUACCGGCUUUUUACACCCUAUACUUGCACUACUCGGGGCUGUUUUUUGUUCAUAUCCAACACUUAUAUUUAUUGCUGGGGGAGUAGCUAAAUGUAAACAUUAG